AUGGGGGCGGCGGCGGUGGAGGCGGAUCGCACUCUCUUCGUGGGUAACCUGGAGACCAAGGUCACCGAGGAGCUCCUCUUCGAGCUCUUCCACCAGGCUGGGCCAGUAAUAAAGGUGAAAAUUCCAAAAGAUAAGGAUGGCAAACCAAAGCAGUUUGCAUUUGUCAACUUCAAACAUGAAUUAUCUGUUCCUUAUGCAAUGAAUCUGCUUAAUGGAAUCAAACUUUUUGGGAGGCCCAUCAAAAUUCAGUUUAGAUCAGGAAGUAGUCAUGCCUCACAGGACACCUAUCCCCAACAUCAAGCUGUAAGCUCAAGCCCCACCUCCACGUCUCCUACCAGAUAUGAAAGGACUGUGGAUAAUAUGACUCCAUCAUCACAGAUAAUUCAGAGAUCAUUCUCAACUCCAGAAAAUUAUUAGAGACAAGCAGUGAUGAACAAUGUUCUGAGACAGUUGCCAUAUG
Messenger RNA from Perognathus longimembris pacificus (Pacific pocket mouse), 460 nucleotides. RefSeq names its product RNA-binding protein 7-like. Gene Ontology annotation, cellular component: nucleus. Lineage: Eukaryota; Metazoa; Chordata; Mammalia; Rodentia; Heteromyidae. The coding region runs from base 1 to 417 and encodes 138 amino acids. The record is from RefSeq and is a predicted model, not a curated record. The transcript has a single exon. Gene Ontology annotation, molecular function: single-stranded RNA binding. Gene Ontology annotation, biological process: regulation of alternative mRNA splicing, via spliceosome.